AUGCCGGGCCAAUCAGCGUCGCGUCGCGACCAGCUCUCCAGGCCCGGACCUCAGAUUCACAACUACCACUCACGAGGAGGAUAUGGUGUGGAAGCACAUGCGACAACUCGGAUUCUUGGGAUGGAGGAACCGGAUAUUCCAAAAAGGCCUAUAAGCCCGAAUUCGAUACCUGCGUCACGGCCACACUCCGUAGCCAACGACGGGAUACAAGACACAAACUCUCCAGAUGCGCCUUCUCUACCAUCAAGAAAACGGUCCAGCUCCACCCAGACAGCACGCAGGCCAUCUGAAGAGCCAGCUGCAAAAAGGCUGCGCACUGCAGAGGCAGAGGAAGCAAUCACAGUCACCGUCGAACCACCAAGCACCUCAUGGGACGAUCUCAUCACCGCCGUACCAUACUCGAAACCUCUCUUCGCCGAGCAGCCGCAAUACCUCCUCGAGCGGUCUGCUGCGUUGAUCCUAAACCACGUCGGAUUUGAUGGCGCAUCAAAAGAGGCCUUGGAGAGCAUAUGCGCCCAGGCUAGCGCAUAUGCCGACAAGUUCCUCUCCUACGUGACUGAAUCGAUGCUCUCCUGCCGCCGAGCCCAACCUAUACCUCUCGAUUACGAAUAUGCCCUUCGACGGCAUGGGCUCACAGACAGUCUACUCAGACCCCAUCUCAAACCUCCCGUCCCUCGAUCUAAGACCCAACUUGUCUUCGAAGCUCAAGAGCCAGAGAUACAAGACGUCCAAGUCAUCCCCGAACUUCUCGGCCAGGAGCUCAGUGGCGCGGUGGAUAAGCUCACGAAACCAUUUAUACCAAAGCAGUUCCCGGCUUUCCCCAGCAAACACACAUACAAAGCAACUGAGGUCAUGCCAGACCGGGAGACUGACCCGAGAAAGAUCCGAGAGAAGGCGACCGAGGCAUCAAGACACGGAGAAGAGGCUUUGCGACGCCUAGUUGGCGUUGGUAAGGUUGGAGACCAGAAGGGCGUCAGGAAGGCACUUUUCAAGAGCCCUGCGAAGAAGCACAGGCAUGAUCUGUGGGAUCUGGCUAUGCAAGAUCUCAAGUUAAACACUGUGCAAACCGCCGCCGCGAAGCCUGAGCUAGACGGGUCUGAGAGGGGUAUUUUAAUCGAUGCUGGAAGGAAAUACGGCAGGCAGUCUACAACAAUGGCCAAGAAUUAGUUUGCGUGGGAUGGGUUCGUGGGGAGCGAUUUUGGGAUUGUGGGUGGCGCUCUGGGAUUUGAAGCAUAGCGAGGCGUUCAGAGAAAGACUAAUAGGGAAUGUGACUGGUUACAAAGAUUCGAGGUGUCAGGAACGGAUGGCAAUGGGAUUCGGAAUGGGAAUUGUCAUCGGCGAUAUGGCUAU
Molecule: messenger RNA, 1350 nt
Organism: Pseudogymnoascus destructans
Lineage: Eukaryota; Fungi; Ascomycota; Leotiomycetes; Thelebolales; Thelebolaceae
Exons: 2
Coding region: 1-1167 (388 amino acids)
Biological process (GO): transcription initiation at RNA polymerase II promoter
Cellular component (GO): transcription factor TFIID complex
Molecular function (GO): protein heterodimerization activity
Source: RefSeq, a predicted model, not a curated record